GUUCGUACGUGCGAGCGCGCACACGCACACAGAUCUAGAGCGCCAGAGAGAGGAGGAGUGUCUGUGUUUGUGGAUGUGUGUGUGUAUGGCGAGGCGACAUGGCUCCUUUUCCCGACGAGGUGGACGUGUUCACCGGACCGCACUGGCGAAUGAAGCAGCUGGUCGGUCUUUACUGCGAUAAGCUGUCGAAGACAAAUUUUUCCAACAACAAUGACUUCCGCGCGUUCCUCCAGACGCUCUGCGCCACCUUCAAGGAGUUCAAGAUCCACGAGCAGAUUGAGAACGAGUGCAUCAUCGAGCUGCUGCAGCAGCGCAGCCGCACCACCUACAACGUGCACUCCGACAACAAGCUCUCCGAGAUGCUGUCGCUGUUCGAGAAAGGCCUCAGGAAUGUCGAGAGCGAGUGUGAACAGCUGAACUAUGCACGGCAGCUGAAAGAGCGCCUGGAAGCCUUCACCCAGGACUUCCUUCCUCACAUGAAGGAGGAAGAGGAGGUGUUCCAGCCCAUGCUGAUGGAGUAUUUCACCUACGAGGAGCUGAAGGCCAUUAAGAGACAGGUGAUAGCGCAGCACUGCAGCCAGCAGCGGUGGGACGCGGCCGCCGAGGUGCUGAAAGGCUUAAACCUGUGGAGUCAGGCUGAGGAGCUUCACAAGGUCUUCAAAUACUCCGACCAUGAGAAGACCGAGGACGAAUGCGACGGGCACGCGAGCAUGCACAUCUCCGCUCUCCCGCAGGAGGUCAUGGUGCGGCUGUUUCGGUACCUGGGCCCGGAGGACCUGUGUCGCUGCAGCCAGGUGUGCCGCAGCUGGGCGGAGGUGGUUAAAACGGGCUCGCUGUGGAGACACCUGUACCCGGUUCGCUGGGCCAGAGGUGAUUAUUACCGCGGUCCUCCGGGGGAGCCAGACCAGGAUCCUGAUGAAGACUGGGUGCAGAACCUGCAGGAGGAAGGACGAGCCUAUCAGGAGUGGGACGAGGAUGCAGACGUUGAUGAAUCGGAGGAAGCGUGCGAGGACUCGCUGGCUGUCAGCGCCGUGCGCAAAGAAAAGAAGCUGCUGAAUGGAAUGAUCCAGAACCUUCUCCCGGCCGUGGGGUCAUCGGUACGCACCCUCAGCCUGGCUUACAGCUCCGCCGUCUCCAGCAAAAUGGUGCGUCAGAUCCUUAGUCUUUGCCCAAAUCUCAUCCAUUUGGAUCUCACGCAAACUGACGUUACUGAUUCGGCUUUCGAAAGUUGGGCGGAGUUGGGGGUGUGUCGCUCGCUCGAGCACUUGGACCUAUCGGGCUGUGAGAAGAUCACCGACUACACUCUGAAGAAUUUGACAGUUGGAUUAGGCGAUCUGACGGCACCCAGGUUUUCCAAGAACAGCCCCGAUUGCAAAAACAAGCUUCUCAAGACGUCGUCAUCAGCGAUCCAACUCCUUGACAGGCACUCGGGUUACUCUUUGGGACGCGCUCGCACGGCGCUCGUCUUCAAGUGGAGGCCCGGUGGGCGGAGCAUGAGCUGCAGCCCCGUCUGGGUCCUGGAUCCGACCGAGCUCGCCGACAUCGAGGACACGGCCGACUGGACGAGAAAAGAAGGCGUGGCCGGACUCGGUGAGGGCCGUGGGGGUAUUUUAGGGGUGCAGGCAGGAGGCAGGUCGUGCUGCUGUAGGAGUGGCACAAGGCGGAGCUUUAGGACUGACAUUGGCUCCACCUACUUCCAGCAGCUGUACGGCACUCUGGGAGAGAAACAGUGCGGGCACUCUGCGUGCUGCGGCUCAGACACGGUUUUAAGGACAGUGAAGGAAACGCAGUGUGAGCCUCAGGCCACAGAGGGCAGCACUGAGCUUUGGACUAAAUGCCCUUCUGAGGGCGAGAUAAGGACUGAGCAGUCAGGAGCCUGUCGUGCUCUGAGGUUCCUCAGCCUCUCAGGAUGCUAUCAGAUCACAGACUUGGGCCUGAGAUGUCUCUCUCAGGGAGGAGGACUUCCUCUGCUGGAGCAUCUGAACCUCUCAGGGUGUCUGUUCAUCACUGAAGUGGGACUGCAUGAGCUGGUGUCUGUGUGUCCCUCACUCAACGAUGAACACUUCUACUACUGCGAUAACAUCAACGGUCCUCAUGCUGACCGAGCAAGUGGAUGUCAGAACCUGCAGUGUGGCUUCAGGGUGUGCUGUCGCUCCGGAGAGUGAACAUCCCUCCCCAAAUUGCGCUGUUCUUUUUUUGUUUUGUUUUGUUUUGUUUUGUUUUUUACUACUUAUUCCACUUUCUCCUCUCUCACUCAGAUUUCAUAUUUCUGCCCUCCAUCCCAUAACGGUCUUCUCUUUCACUUUUCUUAUUUUCCUCAGUCCCCUUUUUGGUGUCUGCUGUCUGUUUGCACUUUAGGAGGAGUUCAGGCUGUACAGUCAGUCGCCAGUCUUCUUCACGUAACAAUUCAAAGGAGAAUGGGGGGGUUUAAUUCCCUGAAGCCUUUGCUGAGCAAUUGGGCAGAUUAGAGUGUACAUUCUGUAGAUGAAUGAGUUCUUGAAGGUAUUUGAUGAAAGAGAUCUGUUUCUCAAAUUGAUUUAUUUAGAAAUGGGGAAGGAUCUUUAGUUUGGUUUGGUUUAAGCUGCUUUAAGAUAAGGAUACUAGUAAGGAUUUUUUUAUUUGUUUUUGUUUGUUUGGUUUUGGAGUAAUUCUGUUGUCGCAAAAGCUGCACCGCCAGAUGUAGUUCCUCUCCUCAUGUGAAUAGCAGUUCUGUUUUGUAAAUAUGUGCUUUCUUCGUUCGCACAUGCAGACCCUGGAAUACGGAAACUGGGAUAAGAGUUCGUCAUCAAAAAAUCAACUGCAAAUGCAGAUGUUCGUCUUUUCAAAAAAUUGAGUUUCAUGUAAAAAAAAAAGUAAACACAUUCAGAAAAUCUAAAUUUGUACAAGAAAUUACCCAACCGUGAUCCAGAAACACGGUUCCAAUAUUGGUGUUAAAGGGUGUACAAAUUUUUGGCAAGAACUCAGUGAUUGCAAAAACCACCUGUUUGAGAUCAAUAAAAAAAAUAAAUCAAACGAAACACAGCUGUGUUUAAGAUUAGUACUGCACUUUUUUUUCUCUCUCUCUUCAGUGAAACAUAUUUAGAUCUUCUCCGAAUGCGAUUGCUGCGACCUCCUUAUAACCCCGAGGCAAGGGGGCGACACUCGCCAGGCUUCCCUUCGAAGCGUCUAAACGCUGCUGCGUACGUAACGGCCCACAAAGACAAGCCAGACUCCAUGCUCCAUUAAUGUUCUACUAACUCCAUUAGUGUUGUAGCACUUGCCUGAUCACCCACAGGGAAAUUGCGUACUGCUUUUCUUUUUUUUAUUCAAUUUUUUCGUUUAUCCGUUCAGAAUGUUUUCUUCGAGUCCAGUUUAGUCUUUCGCUUGUUGAAAUGAACCACAGAAAUAAACAUUCUUCUCCA
Messenger RNA from Silurus meridionalis, 3401 nucleotides. It is a transcript of the gene fbxl5, whose product is annotated as F-box and leucine-rich repeat protein 5. The record is from RefSeq and is a predicted model, not a curated record. Bases 99 to 2165 code for a protein of 688 amino acids. NCBI's taxonomy places the organism in Eukaryota, Metazoa, Chordata, Actinopteri, Siluriformes, Siluridae. Gene Ontology annotation, biological process: SCF-dependent proteasomal ubiquitin-dependent protein catabolic process; intracellular iron ion homeostasis. Gene Ontology annotation, cellular component: SCF ubiquitin ligase complex. The transcript is spliced from 11 exons. Gene Ontology annotation, molecular function: protein binding.